GUUGUCAAUCGCGUUUUAUGCCGAUUUAACCCUCGACGGUCGUGCAGACGUCUGAAGGAUGGAAUCGGAGUGAGGUCGCGUUCGGAAGCGGUUUCUCGUCAUGGAUGUGUUCAGCUUUGUCAGGAUGCCCAAACUGGCGGGCCACAGGACCAAAGCCCCCAGCGGUCCUCCGUCAACUCAAGGCAGCUGGACGCCCACCCAGGGACCCUCCAAUGGCUGGGAAAUGGCGUCGUCUAGAGAUGGACGUGACUGCUACAUCAAUCACCUGUCACAGUCGAGCUCUCUGGAGGAGGUGCGUGUUGAUGUGGAGAGGUUUGUUCCUCCUGCACCACGGAAGGUAGAGAUGAGACGGGACCCGGUGCUCGGCUUCGGCUUCGUGGCGGGCAGUGAGAAGCCAGUGGUGGUCCGCUCGGUCACUCCAGGCGGUCCAUCAGAAGGGAGGCUGAUCCCGGGAGAUGAAAUCGUGAUGAUAAACGAUGAGGCGGUCACCUCGGCUCCCAGAGAAAGAGUCAUUGACCUCGUGAGAAGUUGUAAGGAGUCCAUCAUACUGACGGUGGUGCAGCCGUACCCUUCGCCCAAAUCUGCCUUCAUCAGUGCAGCUAAAAAAGCCAAGCUGAAGUCCAAUCCGGUGAAGGUCCGAUUCGCUGAGGAGGUCAUCAUUAACGGACAAGUACCUGAAACUGUGAAAGAUAAUUCUCUACUCUUCAUGCCAAACGUGUUGAAGGUGUAUCUGGAGAACGGACAAACAAAAUCAUUCAAGUUUGACUGCAACACGUCGAUCAAGGAUGUGAUCCUGACGUUACAGGAGAAACUCUCAAUCAAAAGCAUUGAGCAUUUCUCUCUGAUGCUGGAACACAAGAUGGAGGGAUGUCCCACAAAACUGAUGCUUCUACACGAGCAGGAGAUGCUCACACAGGUGACGCUGAGGCCGGGGUCACAUAAGAUGAAAUGCUUUUUCCGCAUCAGUUUUCUUCCCAAAGAUCCAGUGGAUCUUCUCAGGAGAGACGCCGUUGCCUUCGAUUACCUCUAUGUGCAGAGCUGUAAGGACGUGGUGCAGGAACGUUACGGCUCUGAGCUCAAAUACGACACGGCUCUUCGUCUGGCCGCUCUUCAGAUGUACAUCCUCACCCUCAGCACCAAACAGACACAGAAAGUCUCUCUGAAAUACAUCGAAAAGGAGUGGGGUCUGGCCCAGUUUCUGCCGCCGGCGGUUCUGUCCAGCAUGAAAGAGAAGAACAUCAAAAAAGCCCUCACACACAUUCUCAAGACAAACCAGAACCUGGUGCCUCCUGGGAAGAAGCUGACGGCGUUACAAGCCAAAGUCCAUUACCUGAAAUAUCUGAGCGAACUCCGACUGUACGGAGGACGAGUCUUCAAAUCAAUACUAGUCCAGGGAGAGAAACACACGGAGGUGACGCUGUUGGUCGGCCCCAGAUACGGCAUUAGUCAUGUGAUUAACACCAAAACCAAUUUGGUGGCCCUGCUAGCCGACUUCAGCCAUGUGAACAGAAUCGAGAUGUACACGGAGGAUGAGAGAAACGUGCGGGUGGAGCUUCACGUCUUAGAUGUCAAACCCAUCACACUGAUAAUGGAGUGCAGUGAUGCGAUGAAUCUGGCGUGUUUGACUGCUGGAUAUUACAGACUGCUGGUGGAUUCACGCAGAUCCAUCUUUAACAUGGCCAACAACAGCAACACCGCAGGACAUGACUCCAGGGCCAAGCAAAACUACCAGACGAUCGACUGGAACUACAGCCCCUGCGCUGCAUGCCAGGAGCCGCACCCGGAGUACAUCACGUGUGGCCGACAGGAGUGUGAUGUCAUCCCCACGGAAACCCAGUCACAGCAUCGCGCGCACGGAGACGACAGACCGAACCGAGGUCACGCUUGCUCUCAACAGUACUUCAGCGUCCCAAGAGCAAACCCCAAGACUCCCCAGAGCGCCAAGGUGUCCUUCAUAUUCGGGGAUCCUCCGCUGGACAUCGUCAACCCUCAGAACCUGGGAUACCAGAGACUGAUGGAGGACAUCCCGGAGGUUCUCGAGGAGCACAGAUACCUGUACGCUCAGCAGAGGGACUACAGGCCCCUGGAUGCUUCCAUGGAGGUCGACGGCUUUCAGUACGGCACAAACAUGGUCUACGGCGACGCAAAAAUCUUCGGCAUGACAGAGGGCAUCGAGGAGCCGCUGCUGCGUGACAUCUGCUAUGCGGAGACCAUCGACGACGCCGAGGAUGAUGAUGACAUCAGCUGCGAGGAGGACCUGAUGAUGAUGAUGAUGGGUGAGAAAGCCAACUCCCUCCUGUCUCUUUCGGAGUCCAGCGAUGACAUCAUCGACCUCACGUCGCUCCCGCCGCCACCGGAGGGCGACGGCGAGGAGGAGAACGACGAUCUUUUGCAGACUCUGAACUUGGCGAUCGCCGCCCCACCGCCAGGGUUCAGGGACAGCUCCGAUGAGGACGACCACCAGGGCUCUCGUGGACGACGGACGGCGACGAACGACAUCCCCGUGUCGCUGAUCGACUCUGUGCCAACGCAGGUGUCGGGAGGAACCCAGCAAGUGUUCAAUGAUGCUGUGGUGUCCACGCUGCAGGCGCUGGAGGCUCUCGCCGCCUCUGAAGAUCAGUCACGCCCACAAUCGGACAAUACUUCAGGUGUAGAAAUAUCUCGCUCCUUUAGCCCCGAGUCCUCGUCUGAUUCUGGGAAUGAGACAAAUUCCUCUGAAAUGACGGAGGGCUCGGAGCUGGCAGCAGCUCACAAACUCUCCGAAAACACUUUGAAAAUGUUUGUUGCCACAGCCGGCGGUUACCAAACGCUCGCCGCCGAGGAGACAGCCUUUCGUUUGACCCCCUGCGACUCUCAGUCCAGUCAGCCUCGAAACCUCCGCUCCGAGCACUUCGAGAUGGAGCCAGAAACCAUGGAAACCAAAUCUCUGACCGAAUACUUCAACAAGAUGCACAUGGACGUGAUGAUGGGAAUGAGAAGUGACGAGCGUGACGUGGAGCAGAGAAGUGGAGGAGAACCUGAAGCGCACCGGGAAGAUAACAGGAGGUACAACGGCUUCAACGUGAGAGAUUCCCAUCGAUCGAGUCCCUUUGACCUUGAGCGUAGGUCACUUGUGGCAAAAACAGACGGCCACGUUUACUCGGAGGUGGCUGGUGACUGCGGCACGCUGGACAGGGUCACUCAAAAGGUCAAGAGGGGCGAGUUGGACGGUUCGACGCUGAGGGGUUCUCCCGCUAAGGAGCAGCGAGCCCAUCAAACGAGAGCUGAACAUCCUCUGCCCAAACGGAUGUCGUCUCUCCAGAGCGAGGGCGUUCAUUCUCUUCAGAGCUCUCAGUCCUCGUCCAUCGACGCCGGCUGUUCUACGGGCAGCAGUAACUCAGUGACGCCGAUGGAUUCUCCUCUGUGCACGACUGAGAAUCCGCACGCCGAGUCCUCCGCCAAAGCCGGUGGAUAUCAGAACCAGAGCGCAGAUGUGGCUUAUCCGCGCAAGCAGCACGGAGCGGCCGGUGCUGAGUCGACCGCUGGUGCCGCCAGAGACGGGUGUCAGCGGAUGGCCAAGAUCAAAGAAACCACAGUGUAGCACGCUGACGACGAAGACAAAACCCAAGACUGGUCUUCUCUCACGACGUGUCCAUAUUCAUCCAUAGCACAGAUCCGCAUGUGCCAAACCAGAGGCGGCGGGAGGUCUGAAUUCUUCCCCGUUUAUAUUUGCACUCGGCCUCAAAUGACCCCCGCUCUGGUUGCCUCAGGGAGGCAGAAAUGGAGUUUUAAUAGGAACACUAUUGGCUCAGGGAGCAUUGACACUUUUUAUGGCGACUACAGCGAGCCGACGGUCCAAAUCCAUCGCAUCGACCGACCGAAGCUGAAAGCAGAAGAUUCAAAACCCCUGUCAUUCACAUCACUUGGAUAGCGCAGGACCGACUUCAUUUCAUCCAUCUGGAAUCCUUUCUGCGUAAGCGUUCGUCUCGCACCCUAAUGUAGUGAGGCGAUUGGACAGGAGAGGUCGGUGACAUCACCUCAACGAGAAAGAGCGUUUCACAGUUCUGUUGAUGUUAGAAUUAUGCACUGAUGAAUUUGCACACAGUGAAACCAGGAACGUGUAUCAAGAACGUAAAUACCAACACUUAUUUUUCAUCUCACUUUGACCUGCAGAAAUGAAUCUAGCGCAGGAAACACACCUCCAACCGUUCACACGUGCACACUGCUUUGAGAAAUACUCCAUUUCAGCCACAUUUUCUUUCAGAUUCCUCCGGACCGCAUGUGCAGAGCUUUUUGAUUUUCAAGCUGAUCAAAGGUUUGGAGUGACGUCGCAGCCGUUAGACGUCCGGUUCCGGUUUCUCACUGGGAGGCUUUGAAAGGUUAUUCUGACGACCAAAGCUCAAGUGCAUUGAAUGCAUCACAUUGCCAUGCAGUAAUGCUGUUAUUUGAUGUUAGGAAUGGACCUCGUACUGCUUUCAUUUAGCCAUAGCAAAGCCAUAUGACGACACCUAUACUGUAUGAUGGAAAUCAAGGUACGCGGCCCGUGUGAUGACGUGUGGUUUGUGUAUAUUUUGUUCAAUAUGUACAAUAGAGUUCUACAAUAUAUGAACAAGAAUUCUUCAAUGCAUAGCAUUUUUAAAAGAAGAUAUAUAUAUAUAUAUGUAUACAGUAAAUGACAUCACGGAUGGAUGCGUCAUUUCUUUUCUCCCGUGUGUUUACUCAGUUUAGCGGGAUGACAAAACUCACUGAACUUCAUAAUCUUCCAAUUUCUUCUCACUAAUAGUUGUUCUUUGUUUAGCUCAUACGGUGACAUUUCACAAGUAUAACCGUCAUGUGUUUUAUUUCAGUUAUCACACCAUUAAAGAUCUCCGCUUGGUUAC
Molecule: messenger RNA, 4859 nt
Organism: Triplophysa dalaica
Lineage: Eukaryota; Metazoa; Chordata; Actinopteri; Cypriniformes; Nemacheilidae
Gene: frmpd4
Product: FERM and PDZ domain containing 4
Cellular component (GO): cytoskeleton
Molecular function (GO): protein binding
Source: RefSeq, a predicted model, not a curated record